Molecule: messenger RNA, 1642 nt
Organism: Cladocopium goreaui
Lineage: Eukaryota; Dinophyceae; Suessiales; Symbiodiniaceae
Source: the annotation of a GenBank genome assembly
GGAUCUUCUGAUGUGACAUCCAAUCGACCCUGAAUUUGGGAAGAUGGUGACCAUUGCGAAUUACAAGAUCUCCAACACGCUGGGGGUGGGAACCUUCGGCAAGGUCAAGAUGGCCGAGCACACCCUGACAGGACAGAAGGUGGCCAUCAAGAUCAUAAACAAGAGAAAGAUGGAGCACAUGAAUAUGCAUGAAAAGAUCAGACGGGAGAUCCAGAUCUUGCAGUUUCUGACGCAUCCCCAUGUGAUCCGACUAUAUGAGUUACUUGAUACGCCCAGUGACAUUUUCAUGGUCAUGGAAUAUGCAACCAAUGGAGAGCUCUUUGAUCACAUUGUUCACAAGCUCAAACUACAGGAGGAUGAAGCGAGAAGAUUCUUCCAACAGAUUCUUUCGGGAGUUGAAUACUGUCACCAGUGCAUGGUAACGCACCGGGACCUCAAGCCCGAAAAUCUUCUACUGGAUUCCAACCUGCAUGUGAAGAUCGGCGAUUUUGGCUUGUCCAAUACCAUGCGCGAUGGCGAGUUUUUGAAGACCUCUUGUGGCUCUCCAAACUAUGCAUCGCCAGAGGUUGUGACUGGCAAGGCCUACGUGGGUCCAGAGGUGGACGUUUGGUCGGGCGGGGUAGUGCUUUACGCUCUCCUCUGCGGGUCUUUACCCUUCGAUGAUGAGAAUGUGCCGAACCUCUUCCGCAAGAUCAAACACGGCAACUUCACUUUGCCAGGUCAUCUCUCCAGUGAGGCAAAAGACCUCAUUGUCCAAAUGUUAGUGGUUGAUCCUACGAGGCGGAUCACCUUCUCGCAGAUUCGGAAACAUAGUUGGUUUCAGAAGGAUUUGCCAGAGUACCUUGCUGCGCCGCUGAAUCUAGCAGCUGAAAAGCUUGAGUACGAGACAGAUAUCCUGGAGGAGCUGGAGGAAUUGAUGGGCACCAAAAUUGCCGACAGAGAAAAUUUGAAACCGGAGGAGAAGGUUGCGUAUCACUUGCUGGCAGAUCGCGCAUCGAAGCAGAGUAGCUUCUCCAACUUGCUGCGGAAGGAUCCGUGUACAGCUAAUGCGCUGCGCAUGUUUGACGAGGAGGAAGUCCUAAACGUCACCAGGAACUUCGACCAGGAGCGUGCGGCGCCGGUCUACAAAGCUGUGUCGGCAGAUCGCUCUGGAAUGGUGAGCCAGGCUACACUGGCACCGGAGUGUCCGUGGAGACUGGGAUUGGAGGUGGUCAUGGAGGCUUCGGUUUUGAUGACGGAGGUGCUGGCAAACUUGAAAGACCUUGGCUACGAGUGGCACAACGUCACCCCCUGGCGUGUUCGCGCUCGGCCACUGGUCCAUCAGAUGGGUAUCAUGUUAACGGUCCAGGUCUACAAAUGCUCUUCUGGAAAGUACAUGGUGGACGUACUUGUCCCACAGGGGCCUUCCUUGCCGGCAGUGCAAGCAGCACUUCAAUUUAUCCGGCGACUAUCUGAGCGUGAGGCCGUGAAUUGCAACAUUGUGAACAGGCCCCAGCAAGCUAGAGGCCGCUCCAGACAAGGUGAAGGCUAUCCGCAAGGCCUGCCGCCCACUUCCAGCCUGUAGUUAUGAGCUGUGCACGGAUCGUAUGCCAAGCACAAAAUCAGAGAAGUUUGAGGGAACCACUGAACCACACUGAACCAC